This is a messenger RNA of Homarus americanus (American lobster), 5895 nucleotides long. RefSeq names its product RNA helicase Mov10l1-like. The coding region runs from base 1 to 4899 and encodes 1632 amino acids. NCBI's taxonomy places the organism in Eukaryota, Metazoa, Arthropoda, Malacostraca, Decapoda, Nephropidae. Gene Ontology annotation, molecular function: helicase activity. The transcript is spliced from 16 exons. The record is from RefSeq and is a predicted model, not a curated record.
AUGAUUACAAUGGUACAGAAAGCUGUGGGUUAUUUUAUUAGGGGGACUGAUGAUAACAGUUCCAAAUUUGGUGAGCCAGACAGACCGAGGCUUGAAGAUUUCAUACCCGUUUCACUCUCCAAAGUUGAGACAUGUAAUUUUUAUGGUGUGAUAACAUCAGUGAAUGGGUCAUGUAUUAUUAUCAGUGAUCAUAUAUGCUGUGAUGCUUCAGAAUUUCAAUUUAAGAGAAAACUCAGUCUUAAUGAUAAGGUGAGAGGUGAAGCACGGAGGGCAAGUGAAUAUGAGGCUUGGCAAGUUGUGAAAAUUCAGUUGGUACAGGAAGAGUGGGAUGCUGAUGGUGAAGACAAAUUAGAUUAUCAGAAAAGUGAUGAAAAGGUAAACAAAUUGGGUGAUGCUUUUGUCAAGACAUUUCCGAGCAGCUCAUUUAAGAAUGGAGCAAUACCAUGCAGAGAUCUGGAGGCAGGAAUACCCGGUAUUUUGAAACAGGAUCUGCUUUCUUCCCUUAUGAAGACUAGUCAACCAAAAGAGCCACAAGAACCAUCAAGUAGUAGUGAAGACAUGACAGACAAAUUAGAAGUGCAGCAGACUCUCAUAGGCAGGGUGACAAGCAUAGUAGCUGACACCGUCACGUUAAAUGAAGACAUUAGUUUUAAUCUUUCUGCUGCAGAUUGCACCUGGGAGAUAUUACAAGGGGACUGGAUUAUCUGUGAGGUUGACUGCGUAUCCUCGAUUCAAACUGGUAGUGGAACAGAUCUAAAGGGCUUCAUCCAAAUGUCAUCUUGUAAACCAUUGAGAAAGAAGAGAGUGAGGGGAGAGGUUACCCAUUUAUACUCUACGUAUUUUGUCGUAAACCAAGAGAUCUACUGUACUCGAGGAGUAGCCAAGACAGCCAUAGUGAGAGUAGGUGAUACAGUGACAGUAGAAGUGAUUGAGAGUCAUCAACAUGAGUUUUGCUGGCGAGCUAUUGCCCUGACAUUUGGUUUCCUGUCUGCUACCACCCAGGAGCUGAGAACUACCACAAUAACAAGGCUCUUACUGGAUUUGCCUAAAUGUGGUGUCUCUGUGAGGGGGAGCAAGACCAAGAAUAUUCUGGAAAAUAAGCAGAAUAUUGUCAUUUCUGAGUCACUUCGGUUCCCAACUGUAGCACUGGGAUCCCAGUCCUACAUUAGUGCUUUCAUCAAGAACACUGGAUCAGAGGCCAGAAUUUUAAAGCAAGUUUAUUUUGUCUCUGCCUCACAGGAGUGCCAGUUUAAUGUGAACUGCUGUUCAAGUGGUGGAAUAAUAGAUGGCACUCCUGUAACCAUAGAUCCUGAUAUGGGUGUCAGUGUUAGAUUUGAAUGCACUGGCAAAUUGCUUGGGCUGGUGAAGCAGUUGUGCAUCUUUGAUUUUGGACAUUUCCAGAUAGGAAGAUAUGUCUCUGCUACCAUUGAAGAUAAAAGCAUGACAUGUUUGGCGCCAGUCACUCCUUAUACACCACAUCAAUGGACCAGAAAUCCCUCUCAUUUACAGUUAAAGGAUAGGGAGAUUAUCAAAGGUGAAAAACCCUUCAAAUCUCCAGCUUUCUUACCAACAUCCUUACCAAUGGCUUGCAUUCCCCAGCAUCUGUGGCAAACCCUUGAGAGUGGUAGGGAUAUACUCAGUGUGGCCCCAUCACUUUCAGAACCUCUUACACCAGAAAACCAUAAGGAAAAGCUUUCUGUUUUCUUGCACUUAGAAGAAAUAGAAUUGACACUACAAAUGAGACAAUUUGAUAUAAUGAGGACUAGUUUCUCUCAACAUGGGGCGUAUCUAAGCCUAACUGUGCCUGGACUGAUGGAGAAGCGUCCUUCUCUCAUGAUUGGUGAUACAGUCAUUGCAUCAAACCCUUUUGACUCUAAUGAUGUUGAAUAUGAGGGCAACAUCCAUGAAGUUCUUCACACACAGAUACUCCUUAAGUUCCACCCAACAUUCCAUAAUGAACACUGUGGGAAAGAUUACAGAGUGCGUUUCAACUUCAAUCGCACUCCAUUACGCCGUUGCCAUUUUGCCCUGGACUUUGCAAUGAAGCAGCUUGGACCAGACAUCCUCUUUCCUUCAAAAGUGAAGAUACAGCUUCCCCAGGUGUGCUAUGUGGACCCUGAGGUACCCACUCUGGCCUGCAAGGGGAGAAAGGCACCAGACAGAGUGAUGGAUUUAAACUUCAGUCCUGGAACUGAUAGCACAGUGGCCUUGCCCAUGAAGCAGAUACCAGAAUCCAUGAAUAGGACUAAUAAAAGUAUUGUUAGGCAUGAAUCCCUUACAAGGGUUUUUUAUAGUGAUAUGAAAAGUAAUAAAAAUGAAAAAACAAAAUAUGAAGUGAAGGAGAAUCUUGAAUGUGUAUCCCAUGAGCAGGUAAACUGUGAUGGUGGAGUCUUUGGUGAUGCUUUUGAGGCAAAUAGACAGAAGUGUAGUGAUCAAGAAAAAAAUUGCUUGAAAGAAAACCCUCAGACUAUGGUGAAAUAUCAGCUAAAAGAACUGGAUCAUUUCCAAAUUAAGGAGAAUAAUGGUGCCCAUAAAAUAUCUACGAAAAUGAGGAACCUGGGCAUGGACAAUGGUAGAAAUAAAAUGAUGGCAAAAUGCCACAACCAAGAACUUUGUCUGACACCUCCAAGAAUCCCUGUGGUGACAAGGUUGUUCGGAGUUCCUUCCUCAGGGUCAAGCUCGAAUUCAUCCAUGUGCUGCAGUGAUGAUGAGUCCAGAGGUAGUGUUGUUCAAGAUGAUAAUGUUUCUAAGUUUAGAAGAGUAGAGAGAAGGAAAUUAGGUGCUAACAAAAUUCCUGACACUUGUGACAUGAAAAAUUGGACUAAACGAGAGUUAAAGAAUGAAGGUAGUAUAAAAAACAGCGAACCAAAAUUUUGUAUAUCAUCUGCAGAUGCUCCAUUAGUCACUGCUUUUCCUCCAGCAAAAGAGAUCACAGAGAUCAACAAAGGAGAACAUUCCCAUAACUCUGGACAUGCUCCCUUAAGAAAGCAGCUGCAUGGAAAAGAAAGACAAAACAUACCUGUAAAGAUUGAAGUACAGACAGUAAGAAGCACAAAUUCAGAACUCUCCAAAUCAAGUGGAACUAAUGUAAGGCUCACUGAGACUGGAGACAAGAAGAAAAUAUUGUUUCUACCAAGGUCUCUGGAAUUGAGCUUUUACCAAAAUGCCAAGAAUAACAAGGGAAGAGGAGAUGACAAUCUACUUUGUAUAUCAACAAAAGAAGAAUCUGUCAGGACUCAAGAAGAGCAGAAAUCUGAUAUAGACAAUAACACUUCUGACAUUGUAGAUUGUAGUGGCUGCAGUGAUAAUAUUAACUUACACCAACAGCCACUGAAAAGUCACCGUAUUGAAAAGAAAUUGGUAGAAUGUAAAAAUUUUUAUCGAAAUACUCCUAAUAAUCACCAUUUUUCAAACUCAAGAAAAGAACCCCAAAAUAAUAAGGAUUUUACAGUCAAUCAUAAAUCAGAUGAGGGAAGGAAUGCCUACAUUGUACCUGUUUUACCAGUCCACCCAUUGAGGAAGAAAGGUUUAGAAAACUUGGCACACUUGCCUGUCUUAAAGUGGUUCAAUGAAAACUUAAACCUGGAGCAGAAAUUGGCUGUUCGUAGGGUCCUGGAUGGAACCACUCGUCCUUUACCCUAUGUCAUCUUUGGGCCACCGGGUACUGGCAAGACGGUAACACUGGUAGAGACAACACUGCAGAUCUUGACAAUGAUACAGUAUAGCAGGAUUUUGAUAAUAACCCCAUCCAAUAGUGCAUCUGACCUGGUGGUGGAGAGACUUUUGACUUUUGGGGAGCUGAAAAAGGUGGAUUUGGUUCGAUUAAAUGCUUACCAGAGACUUGAAGACUCUGUCCCCGAAAUUAUCCGUCCAUACUGCUGCAAUGGAGAUGAACUUUCUAUACGUGUUCAUCAGCGAAUCAUUGUGACUACAGCAACUAGCUCUGGUGUGCUCUACACCAUUGGUCUCCACAAUGGCCACUUUAGUCAUGUGCUUGUGGAUGAAGCUGGUCAAUUAACUGAACCAGAGUGUUUGGUGGCAUUAGGGUUGGUGAACAGAGAGUCUGGUCAGCUUGUUCUUGCUGGUGAUCCUCAACAACUUGGUCCAGUGGUACAGAGCAGCUUAGCCAAGAAAUAUGGUUUUCAGCGUUCACUUUUGCAGCGGCUGUGUAACUCUGUCCUAUACCAGCCUCAGGAGGUAGAAAACUCCUCAUCAUGGGUGUACCAGCCUUUCCUGGUGACACAGUUAGUGAAGAACUACCGCUCACACCCAGACAUCCUGACUGUUCCAUCCAGUCUCUUUUAUCACAACAGCCUUCAAGCAUGUGUGGAUACCAAGAUAAAGGAUAAAUUACUGUCAUGGGACGAGCUGCCUUGCCACACGUGUCCACUUCUGUUCCAUGGUGUAGUUGGGGAGAACUUACAGGAAGGAGACUCCCCAUCUUGGUUUAAUGCAGCAGAAGCAUUCCAGGUUGUGCGGUAUACAAAGAGUCUCAUUUUGUUUGGUGUGAAGUCUCAGGACAUUGGAAUAAUUACUCCAUACAGGAAACAGGUAGAAAAGAUCAGAAAGUUAAUAACAACUUUUGGAAUAGCAGAGAAUGUUAAGGUUGGGUCUGUGGAAGAGUUUCAAGGCCAAGAGAGAAGUGUUAUCAUCAUCUCUACUGUCAGAUCAUCUUCUGACUUGAUGGAGGUUGAUGUACGACACAGCCUUGGUUUUGUGAAGUGUCCUAAGCGUUUUAAUGUGACAGUGACAAGAGCACAGGCACUUCUGGUGGUAGUAGGAAAUCCUUUGUUACUCAGCCUCGAUAAUUGUUGGAGAGAACUAAUUAAGUUCUGCCUCCAGAAAGGUGCUUAUCGUGGUCCAGAACUACAUGUUCUUGUCAAUGAAGAUAAGGAAUAGAGGAUUACUCUUAAUUUCACAAAUGUUGAAACAUUUUACUAUUUUUAGUUGGUAUUGCAUUGGUUUAAUGAUAGGAUACUUCCAAAAAUAUCUUACCACAACUGGAUAUCUCUAAUUAUCAUGCCUGCAGCAUUGGUACACAUUGUAUAAAAAAACAAAAACAAAACAAAAAACAGGUUUAUUAUUAUUGGGCCAUAAAUUGUGGUUUAUAAUUGCAGUAUUCUGAUGUUUAACAUUCAAGACUGUGGAUUUAUUAAUUGUAUAUUGUGAGUAUGAAUGUUCCAGAUUUGUUAUGUGAAUUAUUAAGGCAGGUAUAUUGUAAUUGAACAAUAUUCAUUUUGUGGUGAUGCCCUCUAAUAUUUGAAUUUUUGUUUGACCAUUAGUUUAGCAAUGUAUCUCCACACCCUUACUCAGUUGAAGUGAAAGUAAAAAGUAUACACUCAGCUGAGUCUUAAGUGAUGCAGUCAGUCAGUCACUUUAUUGUGUGAAUUGUAUCUAUACCUUUCAUUUUAUAUACAGCUACUUCUUUUAAUUUUACAGUUUACUAAGAAAGUAGUAGUUUGAAAAGUGAGAUGAUAAGUUAUUUGCCGAUAAGUAUGUCAUUGUGGAGUUGGGUAUAUGGAUGAAAACUUAUUUAAAUAGUAAAAUAUUAUUUAGCUUUGGCUGAGAUUGUUCACAAGAAACAUUAAGUUUUAUGAGUCAACCUUGCAGUGUGAAGGUUGUGGCAAUACUGUCUUAUAUCUUGCACUGGACCACACUGCCAUGUUGUCUUGGUCAUCUGCUUGAACAUUUCCUUUUCUUCUUUCUUCUAUUACUUGUUCCUUUAACCAUUAACCCAGCAAUAUUUUUAAGUUACUGUUUUCUUGUGGGUUAAGUAUUUGAACUUUUCUUAGAGGUAAGAUGGUAACUUGUAUGUCAUGUUCAUUCUAAAUUCAAUGUGCCAUUCUUAUACACAGCAGGCUGAUUCAUGUAUAAUAUUUAAAAGAUAUUAUGAUA